UCGACUGCUCCGCAGCGUGGUCCUUUGGCCCCCUAAGGUUGCCGCCCCCUGGCCGUUUCCCGGGCAACGCCUCCCGGCCGUUUCCCCCGGCAACGCGCGGCCGGCCGCGGCAGUCUCCGCCAUGGACUCGCUGUCUAGCGCCGGGCCCCGCCGGCCUCGCGACCGCCUCGGGGUGAGGUCCUCCGGGUCGCGGGCUGCGGCAACGCCCUGGGCGCGCUUCUCGGCCUGGCUGGAGUGCGUGUGCGUGGUCACCUUCGACCUGGAGCUGGGCCAGGCGCUGGAGCUGGUGUAUCCCGGCGACUUCCGGCUCACGGAUAAGGAGAAAAGCAGCAUCUGCUACCUGUCCUUCCCUGACUCCCACUCCGGCUGCCUCGGAGACACGCAGUUCAGCUUCCGAAUCCGUCAGUGCGGAGGGCAGAGGAGCCCCUGGCGCGCCGACGACGGGCGCUAUGACAGUGAGGCCCCCGUGACGCUGCAGAGGGAAUCGGCGCACUACUUCGGCUACGUGUACUUCCGGCAGGUGAAGGACAGCUCCGUGAAGAGGGGCUACUUCCAGAAGUCUCUGGUGCUGGUGUCCCGUCUGCCCUUCGUCCGGCUGUUCCAGGCACUGCUGAGCCUGGUGGCCCCCGAGUUCUUUGACAAGCUGGCACCCUGCCUGGAAGCAGUGUGUAACGAGAUCGACCAGUGGCCGGCCCCCGUGCCCGGGCAGACCCUGAACCUCCCUGUCGUGGGAGUCGUCCUGCAGGUGCACAUCCCAUCCAGGGCGGACAAGCCGGAGUCCAGUCCUCUGACGCAGUGUGGCCAAGAGAACCUGCUGCCAGCGCCACUGGUCCUCACCAGUGUCCACGAGCUGGACCUGCUCAGGUGCUUGCAGCCGGUGCUCACCCACGUGCAGACGCUGUGGGAGCUCAUGCUCCUCGGGGAGCCCCUGGUGGUGCUGGCGCCCUCGCCGGCCGUGUCCUCGGAGAUGGUGCUGGCCUUGACCAGCUGCCUGCAGCCCCUCAGGUUCUGCUGCGACUACCGCCCCUACUUUACCAUCCACGACAGCGAGUUCAAGGAGUUCACCACGCGCACGCAGGCCCCACCCAACGUGGUCCUGGGAGUCACAAACCCUUUCUUUAUCAAGACGCUCCAGCACUGGCCCCACAUCCUCCGCGUCGGGGAGCCCAAGAUGUCAGGGGGUCUUCCUAAACAGGUCAAGCUGAAAAAGCCCUCGAGGCUGAAGACCCUCGACACCAAACCAGGCCUGUACACCGAGUACACCGCGCACCUGCGCCGCGACAAGGCGCUGCUCAAGCGGCUGCUCAAGGGCCUGCAGAAGAAGCGGCCGGCAGGGGUGCUGACCACGCUGCUGCGGCGGCACCUCCUGGAGCUCACGCAGAGCUUCAUCAUUCCGCUGGAGCACUACGUGGCCAGCCUCAUGCCCCUGCAGAAGAGCAUCACGCCCUGGAAGACUCCUCCCCAGAUCCGCCCCUUCCACCAGGACGACUUCCUGUGCAGCCUGGAGCAUGCUGGGCCCCAGCUCACCUGCAUCCUCAAGGGUGACUGGCUGGGCCUCUACAGGCGGUUCUUCAAGUCCCCCCACUUUGAUGGCUGGUACCGGCAGCGGCGCAGAGAGAUGGCCCGCAAGCUGGAGGCCCUGCACCUGGAGGCCAUCUGUGAGGCGAACGUCGAGACCUGGAUGCAGGGCAAGUCAGAGGUGGAGGUCGUGGACCUGGUCCUCAAGCUGCGGGAGAAGCUGGUGCGGGCCCGGGGCCACCAGCUGCCUGUGAAGGAGGAGACGCUGCAGCGGGCCCGGCUGCGCAUCGAGGCCGCCGUCCGCUCCCUGCCCCAGGACCUGCAGGCCGUCCUGUGCCCGCCCUAGGUCGGGCCCAGCCCUAGGUCGGGGUGAGCCCUGGGACGGGGCCUCUCUGCCCCCCCGGGGGGGCCUGGGACUGGCCCGGUGUGGGGAGGGGCGGCCCCGCAUCAGGCAUGAGCUCCCCCAUCCGGGCCCCCUGCCCCGCAGCACCACUUUGCACCCCAAAGCACCGCUUUGUCCCCGCAGUAAAGGUGGCACUUGGAACGACAGCCUAGCCUCUGACUGGUGGCGGGCCCUCUGUUGGCCAGAACCUCACCUCCCCCGGAGCCCCAGCUGCCCUCUGCAGGGCUGCAGGCUGGGGGGGCGGGGCUGGCUGCGAGCCCUUGCUGUUCUGGGCCUGGGGCCACCGCCCCCUCCAGGCACCCAUCUGCCCGAGCCCAGCAGGUCCCCAGACGCUGCGUUUGAUGUGUCCUUGAGCCCCAUCAGGCCGCCGGGCUCAGGAGAGGGAGAGGCAGCCGACCAGCAGACUGCCCCCCUCACACUGCAGCUGGGGUAGUCCCUGACUGGCUGGGCUUGGGAGGGUGAGGAGCUCGGCCAUGUGGUUCCUGGGGAGGCCACCAGGGGGCAGUGUGGGGCCCGGCCAUCAGGGUCCCCCACCCUCGGGGGCCUUGUCCCAGGUCCCAUCCCCGGAGCACCCCACGGAGGGACUGUUGCAUCUGCCCCUGGUGACACUUGAGCCCUCCCUGCCCCCCCCACCCCCCAGCCAGGGCCCUCCACAGCCGAGGCAGCCUCUGGCACCGAGCUCUCAGAGGGGGGUCCACUCCCCAGCCAGGCCCCCAGCUGCCGCAGCACUGUCAGGACUCAGCACCCAGUGGCCAGUGGGAGGGCGGGUGUGAGGCACGGACCCAGAGGUGUGGGCCUUCAGGUCUGCCGCCUCCCAGCCCCCCACCCUCAGGCCCCUCACUAGAGGGGGCGCUGGGCCUCGCGCUGUAGCAGGUGCUCGCAGAGUGAGGGGUGGGCACGGCCGGGUAGGCACUGGGUCGCUUCUGAAGCCCCACUCCGCCCAGGCCUGGGGGUGGGGGGAGAGCGCUCCCCGCCCCUCCGCCCCCCGCCCCGGGGCCGGAUGGUCUCAGAGCCUCCCCUGCCAGCCUGCCUGGCCCUGCCCUCCGCCCAGGACGGCCUGUCACGGGCCCCACUCCACAGAGCACAGCAGAGGCAGCAAACGCACGUUUGCAGAGGGAACGGGCUGGAGGCCCCGCAGCGAGAGGGGUCCCCCGUUGGCCCUGAGUGCCACUCUCGGGGCCUGCCCCCGGCUGUGUGCUCUGGAGGGGGGGGGGGCGCUUGCCACACAGUCUGCAAGGACACCGGACUGUCCUCAGGGCUGGUGGGCUCUCCGACCCCCACAGGAAAGGGCUGAGGGGACUGUGAGGCCCUACUGUCAGCUGCCCUCACUCAGCUAGUCCUGACCCCUAACCCCUAACCUCAAACCUAACUCCACUGGCUGGAGGCGGUGCCAGUCCUGGGCCCGGCCCCUCACUAUAACCCACUGUGGGGGGGUGGGGAGGCCACCCAGGGGAGAGGAAGGGGCAGCUGGGCCAGAAGCAGCAAACCUGCCCCUAGCAGAGCCCUGGGGACAGAAGGGCCCAGAUGGGCAGAAGCCGGGUGACUUCCCCGGGGUGGCCAGUGCUGGUGGGCCCACCGUGGCCUCCUGAGGCUGGAGGGCCUGGGGGGGGGUGGGGCAGAGACGCAGCCGGUCGCCCUGGGGACAGGAAGGACAGUUCACCCCCAAGCUUCCUGCGCUCUAUUUAAAGAUUCCUUUAGUCUGGGAUACUGGCCUUCCCACAUGUUUGGUAGUAAAAUGUCC
Molecule: messenger RNA, 3662 nt
Organism: Phyllostomus hastatus (greater spear-nosed bat)
Lineage: Eukaryota; Metazoa; Chordata; Mammalia; Chiroptera; Phyllostomidae
Gene: DENND6B
Product: DENN domain containing 6B
Exons: 19
Coding region: 122-1864 (580 amino acids)
Cellular component (GO): recycling endosome
Molecular function (GO): guanyl-nucleotide exchange factor activity
Source: RefSeq, a predicted model, not a curated record